This is a messenger RNA of Clarias gariepinus (North African catfish), 3802 nucleotides long. It is a transcript of the gene nde1, whose product is annotated as nudE neurodevelopment protein 1. The transcript has 9 exons. Gene Ontology annotation, biological process: centrosome localization; vesicle transport along microtubule; microtubule nucleation. Gene Ontology annotation, cellular component: kinesin complex; centrosome; kinetochore. The coding region runs from base 285 to 1277 and encodes 330 amino acids. The record is from RefSeq and is a predicted model, not a curated record. Gene Ontology annotation, molecular function: microtubule binding. NCBI's taxonomy places the organism in Eukaryota, Metazoa, Chordata, Actinopteri, Siluriformes, Clariidae.
ACGAGGAAGCCUUUCAGUUGUUCCACGAGCGAACAUCAGAUUCUAAGAGAAGAAGAAUUGAUUCUGAGAGGAUUUCCCCUUGCUAUUGUCUAAAAGUGCUUGUUAUUUUACUUAUUUGCUUUUUCUAAAUUAUUAGCACUAAAACUGUAUUAAAACCCCAAUCCGGAGUGGGAUAUAACCCGAGAAAGGGUUUCCGUUAUUUGAUUCGUUUUGGGCGUCGAAGCAGAAGUCGGUUCGGAAAAUUUGUAAAGUUUUGUAAAACCCGCUGAUUAUCCCGAACAGUGAUGAGUGACUCCGAGCCUCCGGCGUUUCCUUCCAUCGAAGAUGAGCGGGAUUACUGGAAGGAGAGAGCGGCUCAGCACCACCAGAGGGCUGAAGAGGCUCGAGACGAGCUGCAGGAGUUCCAGCAGAUGAGCCGAGAUUACGAAGCUGAACUCGAAACAGAGCUGAAGCAGUGUGAAGCGCGAAACCGCGAACUCCUGGCAACAAAUAACCGGCUACGCUCAGAACUCGAAAGUUUUAAGGAGAAAUAUGAGACACAGCACUCGGAGACCUACAGACGGAUUUCUGCCCUGGAGGCGGACUUAGCAGAGACCACAGCCAUCAAGGAUCAGUUACAGAAAUACAUCAGAGAGCUGGAACAGGCCAACGAUGACCUGGAGAGAGCCAAAAGGGCUACUAUCAUGUCUCUGGAGGACUUCGAGCAGAGGAUGAACCACGUCAUUGAGAGAAACGCCUUCCUGGAGAGUGAGCUGGAUGAGAAGGAGAAUCUGCUGGAGUCGGUGCAGAGACUGAAAGACGAAGCCCGAGAUCUGAGGCAGGAGCUGGCCGUGAAACAGAAGCAGGACCGUAAACCCUCGCUCAGCAUUUCAGUGGACGGAGAGAAGGCAGAGUCAACACCGUUACACACUCCGUCUGCUCAUUCCUCGGUCCUCACUACACCGGCCAGAACAGCAGCAGGGCUCGGGAGUGCCUUUCACACACCACCGUCUUCUUACAGCAGAAUUGAAGGUCUAACUGGAACGCCAUUGACCACAUCAGCACGGAUAUCCGCUCUGAACAUCGUAGGAGAGCUGCUGAGGAAAGUCGGCAAUUUGGAGUCAAAGUUGGCGUCAUGCAGAGAGCUGCAGGUCCAGGACCGAACGCCGAGCCGCUCAGCAAUGGCUCAGAGCGCACACAGCACGCCGAGAGAAGCCAUAGAGAACCAGUCAAGUCCUAACGGCCUGUUCGAGGGAAUGGUGAAGCGGCUGGAUUUUGGACCCAAAAUGGUGGUGUGACCGACACCUUUCCCCCGCUCACUCACUCACUCAUUCUCUCUCUCUCUGUACAUCACGUCUGUGAUUAUUCUUAUGACUCUUCAUACACAUGCCUGCUCCUGACUAAGUGUUUAACUCUCUUGCACUCAGAGUGUGUGAGCUUGUCUGUGCUUUUUAACUACUGUUAUUAACUAAGGGUUAACCCCUUCCUCUUGCUUUUUUUUUACUUUGUCUAUAUUUACAAUGUGAUCUGUACAUAUAUAUGUUUUUGAUGUUUUUACAAUAAGAAGUCUGAAAUGGGAGUUUAGCACUGCGCAGUUUAGCGUUUAGGCUUUUCCAUGUUCGUGUAAUAGGGCGAAAAGCAAGUGACCGUGGGAAGGAGAUCGUUAAUGGGCUGGUGCGGGCUUCAGUGGAGAAAGAGAGAAGGGAACACACUAAACUGUGCAGCGCAGCACAAAACUUAAAGACUGCAAUAUUGCCAUAAGGGUCUGUGUGCAACAUGUCUUCUAACGAGCAAUUAACCGUUCAGGUUAGAAAAAAUGUUUUUGAAAUGUUGUCGUCGUUGCUUUGCUCCGUCGACACAUUUUGCCCUUUUUGGGGCGCUCGUAGCCGAGCCACUUUACUGUACGUCAGCAGUGACGUCAAGAUUAUUGUUGUUCACGUUUUUAUUUCUGUAAUCAGAUAGCAGAUCGAAAGAAAUGCAUGAGUGACAAGAAAUAGGGGGAAAAAUUAUCCGUUAUAUAUUUUUACAGUUUGAAACGUAACACGAGAGGAAAGACAUUUUUGUAAGUGUUCAUAAAUAGCACUAAGGAGACUCAGGAUGCUGUUCAAAACUCGAAAUAGUAAGCGAUUGUGUAAAUUUAGCAUAUCACACUCAUUAUCGUACGAUUGAUUAUUAUUUUUAUUAUUAUGAUGAUGGUUCUUGCUUACAGAACGGGAGGAUCAUGGUUUCACACAACUGUUAAUUUAUGUGUUUGUGUUGUUGCUGUUGUUUGUAAGCAUUCACUGUACAGUAAUAGCUUUAGCCUGACUGACACAACAAAAAAAUUUUUGUUUCAAAGAACUUUAGUUAUUGUGGAGCUUUUAAGUCUUUUUUUUUUUUUUGGGUCGACCUUAGUUUGCCUUAAGUUGCGUUUACAUUGCUAAAAAAAAAAGUGCGUUUAGAUCAAAGAGCGAGUCUGAGAAGGAGACGGAAAAGAAAACCCAUCCUCUUAGUUUGGAUCAAAGAAAUAACACACACACUGUUGUACACUGUUGUACGUGUUGUGUUCCUUUUAUUAUUGUUUUAAGAAUGAUGCUUUAUUUAAUCUUGUAAAACGUCGACAAAACUAGAUUGUUCCAUAUUUUUAAAGGAAUGACAAAUUAAAACAGAACAAGACAUUAGCAAUUAGCAAGAAACCUGCAACACAAAAGCAUAAAAAAAAUCUCUGUCCAGGAGACGUCUGAAAGCUCACGUAGGGUUAUAGCUUUACCUCCGACACUGGAAACUUUUUCCCCAAUAUCAUCAUCAUCAUCAUCAAUAUUAAUUAUGCGCAGCACCAAAGUCUUUGCGAAUGAGCUGUCACCAUAUGAAUGAGAGCUGCUGUUAUAGACGACUGACUAACUUGUGACCAAUCAGAAUCCAGUAGCACUGAUACGAUGCUAUCACAGUUCUUACCUGGGUGGCUAAUCGAUCUGUAUCAUGAUUUUAUACAUAUCGCGAUUCGAUUUUAAUGUUUCAGUUCUAAACCAACUUGGCAAAUAAUUUCUCCUACCACACAUGAUGCUGCGCUGCCUAUUUUUUGCCUAGUUUAGUAAAGUAGGAGUUAAGCAGAACUGCAACAUUUUACCACCUGAAAUACAUACACACAGUAUAUAAAUUCAUAAAUAAUAUUACAAAAAAAUCGACUUUGGUGUCAACGUGGUGAUACAUGAAUUGCCACACAAUUUUUUCCCGCUUGCUACUGAACGCUACAACACAGCAAUUUCUCUGUUUAACAGUAAUAGCCUCGUUAGAGCACUUUUAUUUAUUUAUUUUUAGUUUUUUAAUUUUUAAUUUUUUUUUUACAGAAAUGAUCACUAUGCUAGUAACCACCUUUUUUUUUCCUGCCCGAUCUCUCGAUUUGUCCGAGACCUAAAAUUUUAACAAACGGACCAGAAUCUGAAAGUUUCUUAUUUGUGGUAUCUCUGUAGAGUAGCUAAGAUGAAUUAAAGUUUAAUACUUCAGUGAAGGCUACAAUGUUUUAUGUUAAAAUUAGAAAUGUAAUGAGGAGCUCGUACAUCCUGUUGUCUCUACUAAUACAAUAUAGGAAUUAUGAUAGAUAGAUACAGUAGAUGGAUAGAUAGAAAAGAUCAGGGAUGUAGUUAAAUAUUUUUACCAGGUUAUUAUUAAUUACUAAAGGUCUGUUACAGUUUUUUUAACAGUCUGUUUGGUGUUGAUCAGGUGUUUAAAUCACUCGGAGAGGGGAGUCGAGUUUUAAGGCGUAGUCUGGGUUAAAACAAGCAGAUUCUCAUGUUCAUGUAAACAACUGUUUUCAUCAGAUGUGCAAAAUAAAUCUCUUACUAAA